Messenger RNA from Podospora pseudopauciseta, 2672 nucleotides. RefSeq lists its product as uncharacterized. The record is from RefSeq and is a predicted model, not a curated record. The coding region runs from base 2109 to 2579 and encodes 156 amino acids. Gene Ontology annotation, cellular component: mitochondrion. The transcript is spliced from 2 exons. Gene Ontology annotation, molecular function: fatty acyl-CoA hydrolase activity. Lineage: Eukaryota; Fungi; Ascomycota; Sordariomycetes; Sordariales; Podosporaceae.
AGCGCCCGAACCAUCGCAGCACAUUGCCGCAAGCCAACGUCUGCCAGAUGGGCCGAUAUAAAUCUAGAUCAACUUGUGAUCUAGCCCAUGGUUAACCCAAGUACCGGAUUUCAAGAGGCCGAACCAAAGUUGAGAUUGGUGCCGAGAUGGGCGAGGUAGUGCGGCUAUCUCAUUGGAUUCAGAACUCAAGACAUGGAAAACAGCUGGCUUCCUAUGAACCUCCUUCUUCCUCCAACCAAGUACCAAUGUAUUCGAAUGGGUGAUCUAUGAGACUUCGAUUUUCAUAUCCUCCCCGGCAGCCUCCACUAGAUCGUCCAUGCCGCCAACCUGUGUUGGUCCGCUUGCGCCUUCGGGCGGCAUGGCCCAGGCUGGCAGCGGGCUCACAUAACUCCAGGACCCAUCGGCAUCCUCGUACCGGAGACUGUGCAGCCACAGACAGAGCUCCUGGCUGCCUGGAUCGGUAUACAACGGGGUUUUGCAAACAUCGCAAAGCUGGCCCGACAUCCUUUCCGCCUUCUUCUUGUGAUACACAUCCACCAUCUCGUCAUAGUACGCCACAGCGUCCGCAACCUGUUCCUUUCCCAUCCGUGCCAGGCGGGAAAGAACAUCCUCAUCGGUAUUCAGGGUUGCUUCGGCAUCAUUGCGCCCCAGGUCGAAGCCCCAAACCUUCUGGUUGGCAUAGAUUGGAUCGUUCUGUACAGGAUGACCUAGAAACUGUAGGUGAACCCGAAUUUGAUGUGUUCUGCCUGUGACGGGCAAGCAGCGGACAAUCGAAUAUCCCUCGGUUUCUCUAGUGAACUGGUCUCCGGGACCGCCUGUCUCUGCCUCAUCCGGCGACGGGCUGUUGCUGGGACUAGGUUUGAUGAUGGGCGACGGAUAGUAAGCAAGGCGCUUGAAGACAGUCUUCGCAGACUUGCCAUUAGCUCGGACCCGGUUCAAGCCCAGUUUUGGAGAAAUUUGAAGGAUCGGCUGGUCGCAGACAACCUCGCCAUCAGGAAAUCGACCGACCACACGGGCAAGAUAUUCUUUCCGAACACUGCGUCUGAAGAUCUGGGCACUAAGACUUUCGGCAGCUUUGGCCGUCUUGGCAAUAAACAUGAUGCCGCUGGUCAGCCUGUCGAGCCUGUUGCAUGGUCGGGGCGCAAAGGUCGGCCCCCUCUCGGCCUUCAUAAUCUCCACCACCGAGUUGUAAUGGUAUCGACCGGCAGGGUGUACUGGCACGCCCGAGGGCUUGUUGAUCACGAUCAUGUCGUCGUCUUCGUGGAUGACCUGCACGGGAUCUUGUGUAACGGGAGGCUCGUGUCGAUGUGUGGUAUGCGAAACCAGGUCGCCGUUCACCAUCACAUAAUCCGGGCUCACGAUUUUGCCGUUGACCGCGACUUGACCAGACUCCAUCGCCGCACGGUAAUACUCGACCGAUCGCUCGCGAAACUCGCUUUCAAACACUUCAAUGAUUUUUCUUCCUCGCCAUCGCUCCUUGCACCAGGUGUUAUAUGUGUAGAAAUAAGGGGCCACCCGUCGAAGACCAUCUUUGAAGAAGUAUGGAUGUGGAGGGCCCAGCGAGGCUGAAGGCUCGGGUUGCGAGAUCAAGCUUGGCUCGGUAUAACUGAUGGCGCCAGUAGAUUCUACGACUUUGUUGUUCUCAGCGACGACAGCAGUCAGCGGUUGUGACGGUGCACCAGGCAGGAGGAUGGAGGCGGUCAUCGUGCGGGCGAGGGUUGCAAGUGUAGACGUUCUUCUUAACAGGGCAUCGCCGGCCAACAUCAGCGCUCCAUCAAGCAGAAACUCUCGGAGGUCUGAGGGUCGAUAGCCAAGUGUUGGUGAGUUGUGGUGGGGUUCGUGGGAGACUUGGAGAUUCACGCUUGAUUGGAUGAGAGGUUCACCUGUUCAGAUGCUGAACAUGACGGAAAAAAACAGGCGGUCGGAAGUGGCAGUAUUUGACAGGUUCCAACCUGCAGGGUUACCCCACAGUCUUGGCUGCAGCGAACCUCGGCUCUUUCCGCAGCUAUAUUCGAGCCGUCAGCAACAAUGAAAUUCCUCUUUCCUCACUUCUUGCCUCGUGCUUGUCUUUCGAAGCGAGGGUGUUUAUCCCCUUUCCUGCCGCUGCAAUGUCAGACAUCAGCCGUCUCAAAAGCAGAACGAGGGCCGACUAUCGGUACAUUCUGGAAUAUCGCACACGAUGGAGCGAUAACGAUAUGUACGAUCACAUGAACAACUCCAUUUACAACUUCCUUUACGACUCGGUUAUCAAUACUUACCUGAUGGAAAACUGUGGCCUCCAUCCCCCCUCAUCUCCGCAAUAUGGCAUGGUUGUACAUUCACACAACGACUACUUUGCUUCAAUUUCGUUUCCUGCCUGCGCUGAGUUGGCCCUGCGAGUAAACCGCAUAGGAAAUUCCAGUGUGGCAUAUGAAAUAGCUCUGUUUGAAAAGGGGCACGAUGCGGUUCGAUCUGUGGGCGAGUUUGUUCAAGUCUUUGUCGACCGCGAGACAGGGAGGCCAAAUGCAAAGGGGAUGAACCCAGAGCUACGCCGGGGAUUGGAGAAUCUGCUAGUGAAUCGAGAAGCAAGUAAACUUUGAAAGGGGGGCGAGUAUGUAUACAAGAUAAUACGUUUGGCUUCACAAGUUGACUAGAAUAUAUAUACUUGUGACAACCAUCUGGAUCGAAACUUG